AUGACUACAAUCAAAAAAGUCGCUAUAUUCGGCGCCUCCGGCAACUUCGGUGCCCCAAUUACCGCAGCCCUCAUUGAAGCCGGCUUCGACCUGACGAUAAUAACCCGACAUGAGUCUUCAGCAACCUUCCCACCUGGUAUACAUGUUAUCAAAGUGGAAUACACGACAGAGGACCUAACAAAUGCCCUGGUCGGGCAAGAUGCCGCUGUCUGCGUUGUCGGGCCGGCCGGUGUUCAUCAUCAGACUGCCAUGACCGAUGCAGCGGGAGCCGCAGGUGUCAAGCGCUUCAUUGUGAAUGAUUUCGGAUGGGGGCCGGAUGUUCGUGGACUGCCUGAAUUUCACGAUGUUCAUGCUAUGAGGAAGACGCAAUGGGCUCAUGCGAAGGCGAGGGCGGACGCCAAUCCUGGGUUCACAUGGACUGGAAUCAGUACGGGAAAUCCUAUUGACUGGGCGAUCAGGAAGUUUGCUCUGAUGGGAUUCAACCUCAACGAACAUUCGGCAACCAUAUACGACAACGGCGAGGAGGACUUCACAGGCACGACUCUAAAAGGCAUUGCACAGAGUGUCGUAGGUGUCCUCACCCACCCAGAAGAGACCAGGAACCGGUUCGUGAAGGUUCUGUCCAUCAAAACCUGCCAGAACAAGCUGCUACAAGCAUUUGAGCAAGUAACAGGAGAGCAAUGGAUGGUACGAAAGUCCACCACGAAGGAGCUCAUGGCAAGUGGCCGCAGAAAGCUCGCAGACGGCAGUAGCGGGUGGGUCUUGGACCUGGUCGUCGCUCAGCUGUACGACGAGGGCGAGGCUCGCUGCGUGGUCGCGUCCCGCAGGUCCGAAUCUGAUGCUGACCUUUUGAGCGUGGCUGCGGAGACGGAGGAUCAGGUUGCUAUCAAGGCUUUGGGGCUUGCGUAA
This is a messenger RNA of Diaporthe citri, 909 nucleotides long. RefSeq lists its product as uncharacterized. Bases 1 to 909 code for a protein of 302 amino acids. The transcript has 3 exons. The record is from RefSeq and is a predicted model, not a curated record. Lineage: Eukaryota; Fungi; Ascomycota; Sordariomycetes; Diaporthales; Diaporthaceae. Gene Ontology annotation, molecular function: oxidoreductase activity.